Molecule: messenger RNA, 2473 nt
Organism: Phalacrocorax carbo (great cormorant)
Lineage: Eukaryota; Metazoa; Chordata; Aves; Suliformes; Phalacrocoracidae
Source: RefSeq, a predicted model, not a curated record
AGCCCCCCGUCACCAUCGCCAAGGGCCUGGAGGACCAGCAGAUCGUGGUGGGCGACCGCGUGGUGCUGGAGGCCGAGGUGUCCGAGGAGGCCCAGGUCAUGUGGAUGAAGGACGGGGUCGAGCUGACCCGCGAGGAGACCUUCAAGUACCGCUUCAAGAAGGACGGGAAGAAGCACUACCUCAUCAUCAACGAGGCCACCAAGGAGGACACGGGGCGCUACAAGAUCAUGACCAACGGCGGCGAGAGCGAGGCCGACAUCAUCGUGGAAGAGAAGCAGCUGGAGGUGCUGCAGGACAUGGCGGACCUGACGGUGCAGGCGUCGGAACAGGCCGUCUUCAAGUGCGAGGUGUCGGACGAGAAGGUGACGGGGCGCUGGUACAAGAACGGGGUGGAGGUGCGCCCCAGCAAGCGCAUCCACAUCUCCCACAGCGGCAGGUUCCACAAGCUGGUGAUCGACGACGUGCGCCCUGAGGAUGAGGGGGAUUACACCUUCAUCCCCGACGGCUACGCCCUCUCCCUCUCCGCCAAGCUCAACUUCCUCGAGAUCAAGGUCGAGUAUGUCCCCAAGCAAGAGCCCCCCAAGAUCCACCUGGACUGCUCGGGGAAGGCGUCGGAGAACACCAUCGUGGUGGUGGCGGGGAACAAGCUGCGCCUCGACGUCCCCAUCUCGGGGGAGCCCGCGCCCACCGUCACCUGGAUGAAGGGCGACGAGGUGUUCGAGGCGCGGGAGGGCCGAGCCCACCUGCAGCAGCGCCCCGAGCUGAGCAGCUUCGUCAUCGAAAGCGCCGAGCGCGGGGACGAGGCCCGUUACAGCAUCCGCGUGGCCAACCCGGCCGGCGAGGACACGGCCACCAUCGUCAUCAAGGUGGUCGACGUGCCCGACCCCCCUGAGGCCGUGCGCAUCACCUCGGUGGGGGAGGACUGGGCCAUGCUGGCCUGGGACCCCCCCAAGUACGACGGGGGGCAGCCCAUCACCGGGUACCUGGUGGAGAGGAGGAAGAAGGGCUCGGCGCGCUGGAUGAAGCUCAGCGGCGAGGCGCAGGAGGGCACCACGUUCAAGGCCGGGCGCCUCAUCGAGGGGGUCCUGUACGAGCUGCGCGUGCUGGCCCUCAACGCCAUCGGCGCCUCCCAGCCCAGCUGCAACAGCCCCCCCUUCAUGCCCAUCGCCCCCACGAGCGAGCCCACCCACCUGCUGCUGGAUGACGUCACCGACACGACGGCCACGCUCAAGUGGCGCCCGCCGGAGCGGGUGGGGGCGGGGGGCAUCGACGGCUACUUGGUGGAGUAUUGCCGCGAGGGGGCGGAGGAGUGGGUGGCCGCCAACACGGAGCCGGUGGAGCGCUGCGGCUUCACGGUGCGGGGGCUGCCCACGGGCGAGAAGCUGCUCUUCCGCGUCACCGCCGUCAACAUCGCGGGCAGGAGCCCCCCGGCCACGCUGGCCCAGCCCGUCACCAUCCGCGAGAUCGUGGAGCGCCCCAAAAUCCGGCUGCCCCGGCACCUGCGGCAGACGUACGUCAGGAAGGUGGGGGAGCAGGUGAACCUCGUCAUCCCCUUCCAGGGAAAGCCGCGCCCGCGGGUGACCUGGACGAAGGAGGGGCAGGCGCUGGGGGACGACGUCCACAUCCGCAACUCGGAGCGGGACACGGUGUUCUUCAUCCGGGCGGCGGCGCGGGAGCACUCGGGGCUCUACGAGCUGCGCCUGCAGAUCGAGAACAUGGAGGACUCGGCCAGCCUGCGCCUGCGCGUCAUCGAGCGGCCGGGGCCGCCGCGCGCCGUGCGCGUCACCGAGGUGUGGGGCUGCAGCGCCGCGCUCGAGUGGGAGCCGCCGGCCGACAGCGGGAACGCGCCGCUCUGCGGCUACACCGUGCAGAAGGCGGAGAUACGGCGCGGGGAGUGGUUCACGGUGUACGAGCACGUGCGCCCCCCCCGCUGCACGGUGCCGGAGCUGGUGGUGGGCAACGAGUACCAGUUCCGCGUGUUCAGCGAGAACCAGUGCGGGCUCAGCGAGACCCCCGGGCUCUCCAGUAACACCGCCCGCAUCCCCAAACCCGGCCUGACGCUGAAGCCCCCCAAGUUCCAGGAGCACGAUUUCCGCUCGGCGCCCCAGUUCCUGACGCCGCUGGUGGAUCGCAGCGCCGUGGCCGGCUACAGCACGGCCCUCAACUGCGCCGUGCGGGGGCACCCCAAGCCCAAGGUGGUGUGGCUGAAGAACCAGGUGGCCAUCGGCGAGGACCCCCGGUUCCUGGCCCGCCACAGCCAGGGGGUCCUGACCCUCCUCAUCCGCAAACCGGGGCCCUUCGACGGGGGCACCUACGGCUGCCGGGCCGUCAACGAGCUGGGGGAGGCGCUCACCGAGUGCAAGCUGGAGAUUCGGGUGCCCCAGUGAAGGCGAUGACGAGGCAGGACGGGCCAGAGGGGGAGGGCAGAGGUGCCCCCCCGGGAAUAAACGGAGCCCCCCAGCUCCUGGUUGCG